GCGUAUUUAACCAGUCAUACUAGUUUGCCAGCAUAGUGUUCAAGGUUGUACAGCCUAGUCACAACACUACAGGGGCAGGAAGGACGUUUUCCUGUCACCUCACUUCACAGGAACCCUUAAGCCUGAUGGCAGCAACUUCUUUCUCUGAAGAGGACUUACUUUGUCCUCUUUGCUCUGAGAUUUAUUACCUUCCUGUUCUACUAAAAUGUGGCCACAAUAUUUGCAAAGUUUGUUUACAGAAGUUCUGGGAAUGGAAAGGAUGUCGAGAAUGCCCUGUGUGUCGCACUGUGUCUGUCCCUGGGAGGCCUCCUAUUAAUUUGCUACUAAAGAUAGCUGUGGACGAAUAUCAAGUGCAAAAGACAAGCAGGAAUCAACAAGUUUGCCUGCUUCACAAUGAGAAGCUGAAGCUUUUUUGUCAGAAUGACGAAGUGCUUAUCUGUCUCGUCUGCCAAUCGUCAAAACAGCAUAAAGUUCACGAGUGCUGUCCAGUGGAGGAGGGGGCCCAACAGAAAAAGACAGAAAUUUCAGCCAUGCUGGAGUCUUUGAGGGAAAAGCUCAGAAUACUUAACAAGACCAAGGCGCACUGGGAGGAAACCAAAAACUAUAUACAGAGCCAAGCUUAUCAAGUUGAGGAAGCGAUUAAGGAGGAGUUUGAGAAGCUACGCCAGUUUCUUCAGGAGCAGGAAAACAGUAGACUAAAGGUGCUUAAACAGGAAGAGGAAAUUAAAACCCAGGUGAUGUAUGAGAAGCUGGAAAACAUCAAGGGCCAGAUCAAAACCCUUUCUUCCACCAUCAGUGAUAUUGAGGAAGCCCUCAGAGCAAAGGACUUACCAUUUCUACAGGACUACAAGCAGACAAAAAAGAGGGCCAAAUGCAACAUUCAAGAGCCAGAGUGUAUCAGAGAUAUCCUGAUCAACUCAGCAAAGCAUCUGGGAUUACUGAGGUUUGGAAUUUGGAAGAAGAUGGCCAACAUCGUCACAUGUGUUCCCAUCACCCUGGAUCCAAACACUGCCCAGUCCAACUUAAAGUUCUCUGGAGAGUUGACCUGUGUACAAUACAGCAGUAAGCAGCUCCUACCUGACAACCCCGAACGCUGCACCAGCCGCAUGUGUGUGCUGGGAGCGACCGGCUUCACAUCCGGGAAGCACAGCUGGACCGUGGAGGUGGGCCAGGGCAAAGACUGGUACAUCGGAGUGGCACAAGAGUCCAUCAAGAGGAAGAGUAGCGUCUUCCUAAACCCAAGCGAGGGUUUCUGGGUCAUCGGCCUGUGCAAUAGAGACUCAUUCUGGGCCCAGACCUCGCCUCCCACCAAGCUCGUGUUGAAGCAGAAGCCUGAGAAGAUUACUGUACAGCUGGACUAUGACAAAGGAAAGGUCGUUUUCAUCAACGCUGCUGAUUUGACAACAAUACACGCAUUCAAAGACAGAUUUACAGAGAGGAUUUUCCCCUACUUCUCCCCUGGAUUGUAUGCAGUGGGGGAAAUGUCCAUCCCACUGACAAUCUGUCCUCUGACAGUAACAGUGUUUAUAGGGUAGAGUGACAUACAGGAAAACACAUGGCACUAGAGUUGAAGAAGACUUUGUUGAGUGUGUGUUACAG
Sander lucioperca (pikeperch) is the source of this 1599-nucleotide messenger RNA. Its product is annotated as zinc-binding protein A33-like. Bases 126 to 1535 code for a protein of 469 amino acids. Gene Ontology annotation, molecular function: protein binding; zinc ion binding. The transcript has 6 exons. The record is from RefSeq and is a predicted model, not a curated record. NCBI's taxonomy places the organism in Eukaryota, Metazoa, Chordata, Actinopteri, Perciformes, Percidae.